UAAAAAAAACACAGAAACGAAAACAACAAAAAAAAAACAAGAGAGAGUGAAAAAAAAAAUAUUCCAUCCAGGAUACACACAGUUUUACAUAUGAUGUUUGCACGGACAAAAUUCACAAACAAGUACCACCGACACCAUAUCCAGCCAUUGCCGGAUGGCCUGAGGAUAUUGCGAAAUCAAACGGAACGAACCCCAAAUUUAAGUGAGACAGAGGUAGAAACAGAAUCAGACUGCUGCACUAGGCAACCGUUCGCUGCAUAAGGAUACGUACAGCUAUAGGACUUGUGUGGGUCAAUAAAUCGCAAAAGGAUAUCCACUGCUGAUGUGCAUAUCUGUAACUGUAUUCCUCCUGCGCUAACCAGAUAGAGAGAGGAAAGUGCAACACAAAAUCAAACGAACAACUUUGACAAAGAAAUCAAACCGUUCCUAGAGCUUAACCACUACACAACCACCAUACUGGCUAUCUCUUGUAUAUUUAUACCCGUGCAAAGCUGAGAAAUGUAAUUCCUGAAUUUAGAUAGGACACUCACACACACACAGAUACAAAUUCAUCUUCUGUAUAUUCACCACAAGCCAGGUGGAAGUGAAACUCAAAUAGCAGCUAUCCUGCAUCCUGCCUCCUACCAGCACUCGGCUACGGCUUCGGUACACAAACACAAACGGCAGCGCAGAGAACUAAAGUUUGUACAAACUUUGAAUCAGGACAAGCGGAAGGGUAAACAAAGGAAAAGAGCCUUAUCGUAAACCGCACACAUAAGCUCACACUACCUUACCUACUAUCCGGGCAUCCGGCGACAACGAUACACAUAAGGAAUAAAUUGGCUAUAAAGUUCAUCGGGCUUCGUUGUAGUCGUCGUCGUACUACUAUAGUCUCAUCGUCAUCGUCGUUGUCGUCGUCAUCGUCGAUUAACUAUACUAUCCCCCUGAAAACCAUAUCCUUGCAACAUGACCAAAUUCUGGAUUUACUUUUGGGGCACCAUGGUAACGUGGUAUCCAUGCUUAUCCAAUGGAUAUCUUAACGUGUUCAUUAGUCACAAGGAGGUCAUGAAACUUAUGGGCCUUGAAGCCGAUUUAUUUUAUGUUCACGAGGGUGCUAUAAACACAUAUGCGAUGCACUUCACAGUACCUGUUCCGGCAGAUGUGCACGACCUGGAAUUCUCAUGGCAGAGUCAAACGACAUAUCCGCUGCCAUACAUAAUCACCAUUGAGUACGAAUCCGACCAGGGGGCGCUAGGAGCGCCCACCCUUAGUAUACCGCCCAAGGGCUAUGUUCCACAAACGAUAGAAACAUUCACCGUACAUCUGCCGUGCACGGGAAAUGCAACCGAUCAAGUACCACUUAGCAUCAAUAUGCAUGUUCGAGGUCCGCCCAGAACGAAUGACACUAAAUUGGGUUUCAAGCGCAAUAAAAUUUGCCUAAAAGGUCUUUUUCCAGCACCCAAUCAGUCACCGGCACCAGCUCAAGCCCCAUCCCAAGGUCCGGCGUUGCUAGGUGCGGCAGCUUGUGCUUUAGGUUUGGUUCUGGUUGUUGGACUGAUUGCCAGUGCUAUGUACGUUCGGGCGAGAAAACAAAUUCGUCAGGAUUCUUUGCAUACAAGCUUUACAACUGCUGCCUACGGAAGCCACCAAAAUGUAUUUAUACGAUUGGAUCCUUUGGGACGGCCACCGAGUGUGAACAGCGGAUCAUAUGCAACGAUUGCCAGCCUGAAUAAGUUCCCGCUGACAGAGUCAAAAAAGUCAUGUAAUAUAUUUGACAGAUUUCGUGGUUCACCUACACCAUCACCAUAUGCGACAGCUCUAUUGCCAAUGGGUGACCAGAUAGCAGAGACGAUAUACUCGAAACCCGAAUCAGUGUGUCCCUCGAGGAUUUCGUAUUACGCCUCAUCGCAACUUACUCAGGUGUAUAGCAUGUCAACACCGAAAAGUACUCGGGGUAGUGGCAAUGACUCAAAGGAAAAACUCCGGCGAAUACCUAGCGUUCAACCGGGCACACUUCUUUGUCAGCAUUUGAUCAAGGAGGGCACGUACGGCCGGAUUUAUGCCGGCAGAAUAGGCGAUUCCUGUGAUAUAUUAAUAAAAACCGUUGUGGAUGGUGCAUCUUUGACACAAGUUGCGUGUUUGCUGCAAGAUGCAUCAAUGCUGAUCGGUGUUAGCCAUCAGAAUAUUCUGGCACCAAUGAUGGCGAACACUGAGCUGCCAGGCCCGCCUGAGAUUGCUUAUCCCAAUCCAGCUAAGGGUAAUUUAAAAAUAUUUCUUCAAAAAUCAAGGGAAACAAACUCUCCACUCAGUACACGAACGCUGGUCGAGUUUGGAUUGCAUGUUACUAAGGGCCUUGCCCAUCUACACUCUUUAGGAAUCUUACACAAGGAUAUUGCCACCCGAAACUGCUAUCUGGACUCGGAAUCCUAUGUGAAAAUUUGUGAUAGCGCGUUAUCGCGUGACCUAUUUCCCGAUGACUACCACUGCCUGGGAGACAACGAGAAUCGCCCUCUUAAAUGGAUGGCCUUAGAAACUUUGCAGAAAAAAUACUACUCCGGUACUAGUGACAUAUGGAGUUUAGGUGUACUAUUCUGGGAGUUGGCAACUCUAGCAACGAUACCAUUUGAAGAAGUGGACAUCUUUGAACUAACGCCGUACCUUAUGGAUGGCUUUAGACUUGGACAACCUAUUAACUGUCCAGAUGAGUUCUUCACUGUGAUGUCAUGCUGUUGGCUGACCGAUCCAAAGCAGAGGCCUUCAUUUCCUCAGCUUUUAGCCUAUUUGCAAGACUUUCACGAAGACUUGGGCAAAUAUAUUUAGAAAAUCUAGCGCUAGGUUUUUUUUUUCGUUAAAGAAAAAUAAAUAUAGCGUGGCGCUCACCAAAAUGUUAAUUUAAAAAAUAAAUAAAAAUAAAAACAAAUUUCUAUUAAAAUAUGAAAAUGGACUGAUUCUGCAGGAGACACUGAAAAACAAGGAAAUUCUGCACACACAUUUAUUGUUAU
Episyrphus balteatus (marmalade hoverfly) is the source of this 2981-nucleotide messenger RNA. RefSeq names its product tyrosine-protein kinase Drl (gene Drl-2). Gene Ontology annotation, biological process: protein phosphorylation; positive regulation of kinase activity; axonogenesis. The transcript has 10 exons. NCBI's taxonomy places the organism in Eukaryota, Metazoa, Arthropoda, Insecta, Diptera, Syrphidae. Bases 946 to 2799 code for a protein of 617 amino acids. The record is from RefSeq and is a predicted model, not a curated record. Gene Ontology annotation, cellular component: signaling receptor complex. Gene Ontology annotation, molecular function: ATP binding; protein kinase activity.